CAAAAUCUCACGGGGGAACCAAAUCGAGCACAACUGUUCACGCGCUUGCUCGCAUAAACAAGAAUGCAUAUGUCAGCUGCGUCGUGUUAUUUUGUCUUGUAAUCGCAUUACCCUUUCGAAAGUCUCCUUAUGAAAGUGCAUUUUAUAAGCGGUUAGUUAAGUUUUUGACAGUAUGGCUUCGACGUCCGACGCCGGGGAUGAAGAAGACAGGCGAACUAGACUAUGCGAGGAGUUUGCCGGGUUAACGACGACUGACAACAUCGUGGCGCAGUGCUACUUGGCGGAGAACGACUGGGACAUGGAGAGAGCGUUGAACCGUUUCUUCGAUGCUGACAUGGAGAAAGUGUUUGAGGAGUCGCUUUCACACCAGGAGCCUCCAACCAAGAACCAAAAAGUGGAGGAGGCAAAAGCUCCUGCAGCAGUAAGCAUCGAUUUAAUGGCAGACAGUCUAGGCUCGUCCCCUCAACCCCCCAAGGACAUCGACAGCGGCUCAAGACUGACGCUAAUCUCAUGGAACGUGGACGGUCUGGACACAGAGAACCUGGCAGAGCGUGCCAGAGGCUUGUGCUCCUACUUGGUGUUAUACACUCCUGAUGUGGUGUUCCUGCAGGAGCUCAUUCCGCCUUACGUACAGUAUUUGAAGAAACGCGCUGUCAGCUACUUGAUCAUUGAAGCAGGUGGCGAGGGCGGCUACUUUACCGGCAUGAUGCUGAAGAAGACGAGUGUCAAGUUGCUGGAAAGCCAAAUUGUGCCUUACCCCACCACUCGGAUGGGACGGAAUCUGCUCAUGGCGCAGGUGACGUUGAGGGGCGCAAAGGUAUGGCUGAUGACGUCCCACCUGGAGAGCUGCAAGGAGCAUUCAGGUGAGCGUAUGAAGCAGCUGCGUGAGGUGACGCGGCAAAUGCUGAAGGCGCCCGAUGACGUCAACGUGCUGUUCGCUGGCGACACCAACCUGCGUGACGCCGAGGUGGUGAAGGUGGGCCUGCCCACCGACGUGUGUGACGUUUGGGAGCGCCUCGGGCGCCAGGAGCAUUGCCGCUACACGUGGGACACCCAUGCCAACUCCAACAAGAGCCUGCCCUACACCUCCCGCUGCCGCUUCGACCGCGUGCUCCUGCGGCCGGCCGCCCACUCUCGAGUGAUCCGCCUGGAUCCCCACCGUAUGGUCCUAGUGGGCUUGGAGAAGCUAUCCUGCGGCCGCUUCAUCAGUGACCACUGGGGCAUCUACUGCAGCUUGAGCACCACCGUCAACCACACAUCUUAAGGGCAGCAGUGCCAUUGUUUCAGCCGCUCUCUCCUCAUGUCGUCAUCUGAUAAAUAUUUGUACUAAUACACGUGACAACAAAUUUUUGUUUUUUUGUCCAACAUGGACAAUGUAGUAUUGGCUUGCGGCCACCAGAGGGCGACACUGCAUCAAAUUUAAUUUAAUGUUUAAUGGUUACACUGUUCUCUUUUUUAACCGAUUGUUGAAUUCUAUUAUAAAAUUAUUAGACCGUUUGUUCUUGAAAACCUUAAAAGUUGAAGCCUUUCAAAUUCACGCUUUUUUGACAAAAUAAACCCUUAUUAGUU
Molecule: messenger RNA, 1569 nt
Organism: Syngnathus acus (greater pipefish)
Lineage: Eukaryota; Metazoa; Chordata; Actinopteri; Syngnathiformes; Syngnathidae
Gene: tdp2b
Product: tyrosyl-DNA phosphodiesterase 2b
Exons: 6
Coding region: 173-1264 (363 amino acids)
Biological process (GO): double-strand break repair
Cellular component (GO): PML body; cytoplasm
Molecular function (GO): 5'-tyrosyl-DNA phosphodiesterase activity; protein binding; single-stranded DNA binding
Source: RefSeq, a predicted model, not a curated record